AUGAAGUCCGGCAUCUACGCCCUUGUCGCCUCGACAGUGGGCUACUUUCUGUUCCUCGGCGUCUUGACUAUUCCCGCCUGUCAGAACCAAGCCAUCCAUCUGAACAAGAUCACCUUGACAUGGGGCCAAGACGUCAACGUCCCCGAGCAAUGGGGAUUUCUUCAAAACCAAGUCACGCCUUUCUUGUUGGAUACGAGCGACGGCGAAACAUUGCAUGCAUGGCACAUUCUCCCGCUUGGACUGUACAAGAAGCAUGAGGAGGAGCUGAUAGAUGAGCCAGCCGGGCUUGCCGUGGACAUUACUUCUCGACUGAGCUUCAAGAUGUUGCGCGAGGAUCCAGAGUCUCUGCUGGUCCUCUACCUUCACGGAGCGGCUGGCACACUGGGAUCUGGCUGGCGGCCGCCGAGUUACCGGGCCAUGUCUGCUCUGAACCCAGUCAAGAUUCACACCGUGGCCAUUGAUUACCGUGGCUUCGGCACCAGCACUGGAACGCCGUCAGAGGCCGGGCUGUUGAAUGAUGCUCUUGCGCUGGCCAAAUGGGCAAUGGAAGUUGCCGGGAUCCCGCCCUCACGCAUCGUCCUCUUCUCGCAGUCACUCGGCACAGCAGUCACCAUCUCUUUAGCCCAUCAUCUAGCUACCCAAGUUGCAAACCCGAUAUUCUUUUCGGGUAUGGUCCUUGUGGCUCCGUUUGCCGACGUCGAGCAGCUGACGGCAACCUACAGAAUCGCGGGCACGAUUCCGUUGCUCGAUCCCAUUGCCCGGUUUCCUCGGCUACUGGACUUUUUUAACCGCUUCAUCAUCGCCAAGUGGCCGUCCAAGGACAAGCUUGCGGGCUUUGUGCGGUCUUGCGAGAUGUCUACUGAUGAUAACGCGCGGUACCACAUCACUAUUAUUCACGCAGAAGACGAUUAUGAUAUUCCCUGGGAGCACAGCGACAAGCUGUACUGGCAUGCAGUCAACGCGUCUUCGCCUCAUGGGAUUAGUUACGAGGAGCUGGAGGAGGAAAAGGCCGCCUCAAGAUCAGAGUUGCUGGGUGGGGGCUGGGUUGUGGAACAGAACACGCAAAAGGGAAGUCUACGAGAAGCAAUCUCAAAAUGGGGGCUGCAUGACCGGAUUAUGUCGUAUCCAAUCGUCAGCUUGGCAGUAUGGAAGGCUUUUCAGCGGGAGGCGAGCGAAGCUCCAUGA
Messenger RNA from Trichoderma reesei QM6a, 1185 nucleotides. RefSeq lists its product as uncharacterized. The coding region runs from base 1 to 1185 and encodes 394 amino acids. NCBI's taxonomy places the organism in Eukaryota, Fungi, Ascomycota, Sordariomycetes, Hypocreales, Hypocreaceae. The transcript has a single exon. The record is from RefSeq and is a predicted model, not a curated record.